Messenger RNA from Meloidogyne enterolobii, 679 nucleotides. The record is from the annotation of a GenBank genome assembly. NCBI's taxonomy places the organism in Eukaryota, Metazoa, Nematoda, Chromadorea, Rhabditida, Meloidogynidae.
UUUUGAAAAAAUUUAUUUAAAUAUGAAUAAACUUAUUGAAGAUAUUCGCAAUAUAUUUAAUGAGGAUUUAGUUAACACUGAAGAAGUGAGACGAGUUUUGGAGGAAUAUAAAAGUAAACCUAAGGAUUGGAAUAAAUUUGCGCUUUUUGAUCCACACAAAUAUACACGCAACCUGGUAGAUGCAGGCAAUGGAAAAUACAAUUUAAUGGUUUUGUGUUGGGGUCCGGGUAUGGGAUCGAGUAUUCACGACCACACAGACGCGCAUUGUUUUGUUAAAGUUUUACAAGGAAAUUUAUUAGAAACACGUUUUGAAUGGCCUACAGAAGAUAAUAAAAAUGAAGAAAAUCAGAAUUAUGAAGGAAGUGGCCGCCCUUUAAUUGAAAGUGGAAAUCAACUUUACAAAUUGAAUGGAGUUUCUUAUAUAAGCGACAAAAUUGGACUGCACAGAAUGGAGAACCCUUCACAUUCAGACCCAGCAAUUACUCUCCAUUUGUAUAUUCCCCCUUUUACUCAUUGCCAAGCUUUUGAUCAAAGGACUGGACGUAAACAAAAAUGUAAUGUUACCUUCUAUUCAAAAUUUGGAAAUAAAGUGGAUUAUUGUUCAAAUAAUGAAAAUAAUGUGGUUGUUGGAAUUAAUGGGAAUAAUUCUGCUAAUAAUAAUUUUGUUUUGGCAAAAUGA